This is a messenger RNA of Saccoglossus kowalevskii, 1344 nucleotides long. RefSeq names its product general transcription factor 3C polypeptide 6-like. Gene Ontology annotation, cellular component: transcription factor TFIIIC complex. The record is from RefSeq and is a predicted model, not a curated record. NCBI's taxonomy places the organism in Eukaryota, Metazoa, Hemichordata, Enteropneusta, Harrimaniidae. Gene Ontology annotation, biological process: transcription by RNA polymerase III.
ACAAAGCGAAGUUCCGCUAAACGGCAUAGUCUGUUGUUUCAUCAUAAGUGUUGCAGCACCUCAGAUAACUCUAGACUUAUUGAAGUUUGUGCUUGUCAACAUUUCAACAUACGGAAGUUUUAUAACAGGGGGAAAUAUCAUCAAGACCCAGCACAGAAACGCAAACAUUGUGUAAACUGGUACGUUCAAUAUGGCGUUUGCCACUGAAACGUAUUAUGAAAAGAGCAGCUGUCAGGGUGACCGGCGCAUUGGAGAGCAUUGUCAUUUAGUGGACAUCGGAUAGUUUGUUAUCGAGCUUUAACUGUUUUGGCGAGUUUAUAGUCUUCUUUUUUUUCGACGAGUUAGUCGUUUCCAGCUCUGACUAUCCAAGAUGGCGGCGCCCACAGACGACAACGAAUGGGUAGAAGAGGAACAGUUAGUCUUGGUUGAACUAUCGGGAAUUAUAGAUACAGAUUUUCUAUCCAAAGAAAGAAGAAAAUGCAAACUGCUGGGAGUUGAGACAAAACAGCCGGUGCUGCAAAUAGACCGUUACAUAUUCACAGGCGAUUACAAAGAUACUUUAGGAACGGCCGUGAUAUUUGAGGAAGUAAACGGCCCCGGUGAUGACAAGCAAUUGAAAUACAACUGUCAUACUUUCAAAAGACUGGAAAUGAAUAGGGCAUUUCUUAGUGAGAGGAAGGACACAACUCAAGAAGCAACUGCUUCUAGUGAUACGGUUGUCAUAGAAACUGAUUGAGAAUCAGAAUCCUCUGUACCUAGUCACUCUGGCAAUAACACAACUGUAGAAUAGUGUGACUCCAUAUUUCAAUCUUACACUUGGUGACUUUAUGCCAUGAAUUGAUGCCUUAUACGAGGACACCACAAAAAAGUGUGGGUUUACAGGUAUAACCCUGCUGUUUUGGUCAAAAUCAGGUAAAUUGCGCAAGGGUGCCUGCCAGAGUGUAAGUUACAAGAAUUUGACCAAAACUUUAGUUUAUAAACCCAUACUUUCAAGUGAGUGUUUCAGAUUUAUAACACGAAAAAACGAUGAAAUUGAAAGAUUCUGCAAUUGGUUGCAUUGCUAGUACACAGCACUGAAUGUAUGUUAAAGCGAGAGGGUUGUCACCUGCGCACACGCGGGAAUUGAGUCCCAAGCGACGAUAACAACACGCAUUAAAAACGCAAAGGCUCAUGGAUGGAUGCUUGUUUGUAAACAAUGACACGCUAUGGCCAUCUGACACAUGUGCAGGUGACAACACCCCCGCUUUAAUUUACAUAAAUACAAAAGACGUAUGCUUUGUUAUUUGCUCAUAAAUAAUUCAAUGUAUAACAUUUGAUUAUUGACAUGACAUUUCUAAUACCCGU